Dioscorea cayenensis subsp. rotundata (Guinea yam) is the source of this 791-nucleotide messenger RNA. RefSeq lists its product as uncharacterized. The transcript has 3 exons. Bases 52 to 507 code for a protein of 151 amino acids. NCBI's taxonomy places the organism in Eukaryota, Viridiplantae, Streptophyta, Magnoliopsida, Dioscoreales, Dioscoreaceae. The record is from RefSeq and is a predicted model, not a curated record.
CUCGUAGUCGUAUCUUCUCUCUUGGUUCUCUCUGGAUCUCGAUUCUCGAUCAUGGCUCGCGUUCUCUCGCAAAAGCUUCUACCCUUCAGGCUCGUCAACCGCCGAGGUUUUUGCUCCGGCCAUCCGGAGAAACUGUUGCUCGUCGAGGUCGACCUCAGCACCGCCGGCAAUGAGAAGUCGGGGUCGGACGUUGAGACUUUCAUAAGGCAGCAACUCGAGGAGGCGAUGCAACUCAUGCUCAUCCUCCGGGCCACCCCUGAUUGGUUGCCCUUCCGACCUGGCUUCUCCUUCUGGGUCCCGCCCCUCUCCGACCGGAGUCUGUCAAAGCUAAGGGAGUUUGCCGGAAUGGCCUCAGAUUCCAUGAUUAUGGAGGCAAAGCUCUCUUUUUUCAUCGGCCGCGGAUGGCCCUCAUCAUCCUAUUUCAUUGAUGGAGGGCCGCCUCAUCAAGUGAAUGAGAACUCUGAAAUUGGGACAACAGAAUCUGAUGACAACGAAGAAGAAGCCUAACCUGUAUUUAGCUAAGAGAAAAAUUAGAGGCCUGUCAACAUUGUACAUAUUCGAACUUCACCGGCAGCUAAUGACUUCUGUACAUACAACAGGGAACUUGCUAAACAAAGACAUUUCGUUCUAGCAUUACUCUUCUUUAGUUGUUUAGUAUAUUGUCAGAAAUUAUCUAUUUAUUGCUUCCUUUAUUACAUGGUUCUAUGUUAAUGUUUAUGCAUAUCAAAGUCUUGGAAAUAGGAAAUUCUCAGAAGGAUGAAGAACAUUGAUGAAUUCAUUAAUUCAACAAU